AAGCGCCAUUGUUUGCUUUUCAUUCUCUUUCUGAUUGCUCCUGGAACGAACACCAUGGAUCCUGGAGCUAUGUUGUUGCUGUAUCUUGGAUUAUCAAUUGCUUGCGGCUUAUUGCUCAAUCUUCGAAACCUCAAUAUCUUCAAUGGAAAGCGAAACCGCUCGAGCUCGGUGAACGUGAGAGUUUCUAAGCGAGACGAAGAUGAGAAUGCUGCAAAACGAAAAGGCACACACAAUCGUACGGGCUCAAUUAACUCCAGAAAGAAACCCGCUGAGCCGAAGAUCGCUGCAUCGUACCUGUCCAUCUGUUUUCGUUCCCCUUUAGCACCUAUGUUUUUUCCUUUUCGCGGAUCCUCUUCACGCUUUCUCUGAUAUUGAUCUUAUUUUCGCUCAUCCCCUCAUUCUACCCCGUCUACAAAUCAUUAGUGGCUCCUUCGCUUCCUCGGUGGAUCCAGCAGUUCUUCAGCGACGUCAAGAACUUCUUCCUGAUCUUCUUCGGCUUCUACCUCUCGGGGAAGUCCUUCGACGAGGUGGUCAGCCUCGUGUCUUCCGAC
This is a messenger RNA of Blastocystis hominis, 551 nucleotides long. RefSeq lists its product as hypothetical. NCBI's taxonomy places the organism in Eukaryota, Bigyra, Opalinata, Blastocystidae. The record is from RefSeq and is a predicted model, not a curated record. The coding region runs from base 70 to 369 and encodes 99 amino acids. The transcript is spliced from 4 exons.